AUGUCUGUUCAAGACUUCCAUCCAAAUAACUUCUUCGAAAUGCGAAGUAUAUGCAAAUACUAUAUAGAUUCAUGCAAUGCAUUAUAUCAGCUGAAAACGGAAAAAGAAGAAGAAUUAAACUCAAUUUACAAAAUGAUCAAAACAGAAUUGAUUGAUUCAAUGAUAUUCCAUCCUCAUGAUAUUAUUAUGGAUAUUUUAAAGUUCAUUCCGUAUAAUAAUCGCUAUAUAAAGUCAUAUUUAUUUCUUAUCAAACAAAUCUAUGAUGAUUAUCAAGUCAGAGAUAUCCCCAAUGCUCACACUGUUCUAAAAUUCCUAUUUUAUAAAGAAUAUGGAAUUAAAUUAAACAAAUCUGAUAAUUUCGAAAACCCUAAAUUUGAAAAUAUUGAUAUUCAUGAAGAAGAUACGAUUUACAGAGCAAUUAUGUAUAACGAUAUAAAAAGAUUCAUUUCAUCCACAGAAGGAGAAGGAUUUGAUAAAGACCAAAAACUUAAAAGUGAUUUAUAUCCAUAUUCAUACGAAGGAUAUUCAUUACUUGAAUUAUGUUGUUACCACGGUGCAGUUGAUUGUUUCAAGUUUUUAAGAACAAAGUUUAACUCAGAAAUAACUCAAAAAUGUCUAUAA
Messenger RNA from Trichomonas vaginalis G3, 621 nucleotides. RefSeq names its product protein of unknown function (DUF3447). The record is from RefSeq and is a predicted model, not a curated record. The transcript has a single exon. The coding region runs from base 1 to 621 and encodes 206 amino acids. NCBI's taxonomy places the organism in Eukaryota, Parabasalia, Trichomonadida, Trichomonadidae.